Molecule: messenger RNA, 1527 nt
Organism: Neltuma alba
Lineage: Eukaryota; Viridiplantae; Streptophyta; Magnoliopsida; Fabales; Fabaceae
Exons: 2
Coding region: 376-1164 (262 amino acids)
Source: RefSeq, a predicted model, not a curated record
CGUACGCAGACCGCGUUGCGCUUUUCUGGCGAGAGAAGAGGGAAAGACAGCGUCGUGCUUUUGCGCAUCGUCUGGGGAGGGGAGAGGGAUAGAGUCAGAGAGAGAACCGAUCUAGCAAUCUCUCCUUUUCUCUUCCUAUUUUUGAAGUACAUUUUGAUUGGUUCGGAAAUUCUCUGUAAAAUCACGUUAGAUUGGGUUUCAGAUCCUUCUACUGCUGAUAUUUAGAGGUGGCCUGAUUGGAAAGGCUUGGUUAUAAACAGCGGAGGACUGAUUGUCAAAAACCAGUUUCAUGACAGUGUGAUCGUGUCGGACAAUGAUCGACUGAUAUUUUUGUCGUUGAUGCUGUUUCCUUAACAAAAUUGCUUGUCCUUUAUAAUGUGGAAUUUUGCUGCAAAUCCAUUGGCAAAUAUUAGAGUGAAAGGAAACUCUAGAGAGACAAGCCAAACUUGUUCAGACUGCUCAGAUGAUGAGGUCUUCUCUAAUGCCAGCAAAGAUGAAGGGUUGGAAUGCCCCAUAUGCUGGGAAUCUUUCAACAUAGUUGAGAAUGUGCCUUAUGUCUUGUGGUGUGGACACACUCUCUGCAAGAAUUGCAUUCUGGGACUUCAAUGGGCUGCUUUGAAACUUCUCACCCAACAAAUCAAGAUCCCACUUUUCGUUUCUUGCCCAUGGUGCCAACUAUUAUCAUUCCGAUUGGUUUAUAAUGGAAAUCUGAAGUUUCCUUGUAAGAAUUUUUUCCUCCUUUGGAUGGUUGAGAGCCGGAAUGGUGAUAGAUAUAAGCUUGUUUCUUCCAAUGUGAAUAGCCAACCAAUAUGUCCUCCCUUGAACAACUUUCUUCAGGGAAAUCAUGCUUCUAAUUGUAACCUUAGGAGACGCUCAAUUAAUCUUGGUUCUGGGCAAAGGGAGUCUGAUGGCAAUGAUGGUAGUAGGGAUGGAACUAGACGCCUUUUUUCCCUUUAUAAAUCUCUGGAUUUCUUCAUUCAUAUUAUGUCCAAAUUCCCAUUGGUCGCCAUUUUUCUUGUGAUCGCCUUUUUUGCAGUUCCAUUUAGUGCUGUUAGUUUAUCUGUUUACUUGUUACUCACCAUAGUUUUUGCUGUCCCUUCUUUCCUGGUAUUGUACUUUGCAUACCCUACUCUGGAGAGGUUGGUCAAAGAAAUAAUUUCUUGAGAUAUGGCUUGACUUUAUUAUUUUUGUUCACUUGGAGGUUUUUGUACUUUUAUGUUUCUUCUUCUUUUUCUUGGUAAUGUUCUUCAUAAAUCAACUUGGGGUGAAUCUUCUGUGAGCAACUCACUUCUGUUGAACAGGGAAAUUGAUUGUGAUUCCUUUUACCAGCUGAGGACAAUUAGUUAAUGCAUAAGAGAAAUUUUAAGUGAUGAAAAUUUUCAUGUGCCAAAAUAUUGAAGUUAUGUAAGUUCAGAAAUUUGUUUCAUGCCUCAUGCUUAAGUGCAUUUUAGACUUAAACGGAAGACCAAGGGUCUACAUGUAUUGGUUUCCACUUUCAACCCUCCUAGAGGUUCCUUUUUCAAUGUA